This is a messenger RNA of Arabidopsis thaliana (thale cress), 1168 nucleotides long. It is a transcript of the gene NIP4;2, whose product is annotated as NOD26-like intrinsic protein 4;2. The transcript is spliced from 5 exons. The record is from RefSeq and is marked reviewed. Gene Ontology annotation, biological process: water transport; transmembrane transport. Gene Ontology annotation, cellular component: membrane. NCBI's taxonomy places the organism in Eukaryota, Viridiplantae, Streptophyta, Magnoliopsida, Brassicales, Brassicaceae. Bases 152 to 1111 code for a protein of 319 amino acids. Gene Ontology annotation, molecular function: channel activity.
AAAUACAACAAACACAUUUUACCCAUUUCUAACAUAACAUCAAAGCCUGAUCCUGUUUUUCAUAAAUUACAUCUAAGUACAGCUCUAUUUUUCCAACUCAUUAGAUAUAAACCAAUCAUUCUGUAAUUGUUUCAACUAAUUUCUGUUUCACAUGUAUAAAAGCUCUUCAACCUCCAAGUUCUCAACCCACCAAAAAUUUCAAUUUCUUUUCUACUUUUCUCCAAAUAAAAAACUCACAUCCACAUUUUUCUUAAAGAAAAUGACUUCUCAUGGUGAAGAGAUCGAAGACGAACAAAUAUCAAGAAUUGAGAAAGGCAAUUGCAAAGAUAGCCAAGGAGGAAUGGAGACGGCCAUAUGUAGUUCUCCUAGCAUUGUUUGCCUUACACAAAAGUUGAUAGCAGAGAUGAUUGGAACCUAUUUCAUAAUAUUCUCUGGAUGUGGAGUAGUGGUAGUGAAUGUCUUGUACGGAGGAACAAUAACAUUUCCAGGGAUCUGUGUGACUUGGGGUCUCAUUGUUAUGGUCAUGAUUUACUCUACUGGUCACAUUUCCGGUGCACAUUUUAACCCUGCCGUCACUGUCACGUUCGCUGUUUUCCGGCGGUUUCCUUGGUAUCAGGUACCAUUGUAUAUAGGUGCACAACUUACGGGAUCAUUACUAGCGAGUUUAACAUUGAGACUAAUGUUCAAUGUGACACCCAAAGCUUUCUUUGGAACAACUCCAACUGAUUCAUCAGGACAAGCACUAGUAGCAGAGAUCAUUAUCUCAUUCCUCCUCAUGUUCGUUAUCUCCGGCGUUGCCACUGAUAGUCGUGCGACUGGAGAAUUAGCUGGAAUCGCGGUGGGGAUGACUAUAAUAUUGAACGUCUUUGUAGCCGGACCUAUUUCGGGAGCAUCAAUGAAUCCAGCGAGAAGUCUUGGACCAGCAAUAGUGAUGGGAAGAUAUAAAGGAAUUUGGGUUUACAUUGUUGGUCCCUUUGUCGGAAUUUUUGCCGGAGGUUUUGUUUACAACUUCAUGAGAUUUACGGAUAAGCCACUACGAGAACUCACAAAAAGUGCUUCUUUCCUCCGUAGUGUUGCCCAAAAAGACAAUGCUUCUAAAUCAGAUGGCUAAUUUGUUUUUUCUUUGUUUGAUAUCAGUUUUACUGUGAAUAUUUGUAUCCAUUCCUUA